Molecule: messenger RNA, 6668 nt
Organism: Dicentrarchus labrax (European seabass)
Lineage: Eukaryota; Metazoa; Chordata; Actinopteri; Moronidae
Gene: adamtsl4
Product: ADAMTS-like 4
Exons: 17
Coding region: 329-3937 (1202 amino acids)
Biological process (GO): extracellular matrix organization
Cellular component (GO): extracellular matrix
Molecular function (GO): metalloendopeptidase activity
Source: RefSeq, a predicted model, not a curated record
GGACCCAAAAAAAAAGUUGUCGAGUAAACGGACUGAAAGAGAGGAAGAAAAAAAAAACGGAACCCUUCCCACUCUCCAAAAAUCACGGGGAGCGACUGUGACAGGAGGAAGGGGACAGAGAAAGCGAGAGAGGGCGAGGGAGAGAGAGAGAGAGAGAGAGAGAGAGAGAGAGAGAGAGAGCUGAAGAAGCCUUCGCAGGACUUCAUCACAUUUCUUUCAGGACUGUACGGACCGGAACGGAACACUAACCAAUCACUAGACUGGACCGAUAAUCAAUAGCGGUGAUCAGCAGCGGAGUGAGAACUAUUGUGGAGACUCUUGGGGGAGCAUGCGGCUCAGUUUACUAUUCAGGCUCUAUGUGCUGUGGGGCUUUGUGGUGGUCACGACCUCCGUGACCAAGGCUGCCAAGAGGAAGGUGGCAGGCCGACGGUCCAGGCAGGUGUUUGAGGCGGAGCCUGUGGAGGGCGUGUGGUCUGUCUGGGGGGAGUGGUCCGAAUGCUCUCAGACCUGUGGCGUGGGCGUCUCACAGAGGAGCAGGAAGUGUUUAUCUCCUCCACCUGCCCACACCCCUCCCGUGUCCCACUCUCCACCUAACUGGGCAGGUUAUUUGCCCGGGGGCAUCGGAGGUCCUGUCAUCUCACCUGUGCGCCCCUACUACCCUCCUCGUUACCCCGGGCAACAGUCACCUUAUCACUCCCCUUCGAUCCCCACCAAUCACAACCCAGGACUGUCGCUGUAUCGGAAUACCAACGCUGGGGGAGGAGGAGGAGGAGGAGGAGGAGGAGGAGGUGGAGGAGGAGCUCCUGUACCGGGACAGGCCAAUCCAUCCUCACCUCUUUACCAGCCAGAAUUCCCCCCAACCAAUCAAGACCAUGUGUCCGUUUAUCGAUCGCCCUACCGCGCCCCUUCACACAGCUACAACCAGCCAUCACGGAUCAUCAGGAGACCGACCAAUCCGGGAGCAGUGAGGGCUGGAGGAGGCGGGAGCAGAAGGUCGGUCUCCCCCAAUCGGGAGAAUUUGCCUUCGAGGAGGUCUUCCAACAUCCGUCCAGGUCAGUUUGGGUAUGGCAGGGUCCCCUUCUCUCUGCCUCUGCAUCGCCCCAACCGGCAGGCUCGCCACACUGCUAAUGGUACUGACACUGCGACAUCGGCCUCUGGACUAGCCGUCAGUGAAGACGACGCAGAGACUACCAGGAGAGCGGAAGAAGAGGCGCGGAUUGAUGGAGAAGACAGGGAGGCUGGAAGGGGUGAGGAAGAGGAGAAGGGCACUGACACACCUGCUGCUGAGGAGUUGCCCACAACGACAACCACAACUGGCAACCCCCACCGUCAUCAUGUUGACAGACCCUUGCACACCAGUACAGAACACGGGAGGGUGAGAGAUCGCUCCUCAUCGUCAUCUCACCUACCCAACCGCCACCGGUUUGAUUGGCACUCCGUCACUGCGCCACAUCCUCCCGUCCCUCCUCUCUCUCGCCCAAACUCCCCCGCCGCGGCUUCACCUUUUUCCACUUCGCUCCAUCGUCCCAGCCCCGUGCACAGAGACAGGGAGCUCCACCCAGGCUUCAGCCCACAGGUCCCACCCGCCGGCAACGUCUACCCCCUACAGCACCCGCACAUCCCGCACAUGGGAGUCGAAUCAGGCAGGGAUGGAGGAAGAGGAGCUCCUCAGGUCUACAGAUGCCCUGGGCCGGAGAAGGAGUUCCGCAGGUGCUUCUCACAGGUGUGUGGAGGAGGUGCAUUGGAGUCCAGAGCAGAGCAGUGUGCAGCCUUUAACACCCAAGAGUUCAUGGGUCGCCUCUACAACUGGGAACCUUUCACUGAGGUUGGUGCGGACAAGCAGUGCGAGCUGACCUGCAGACCUGCCGGCUACCGUUUCUAUGUUCGUCAGGCCGAGCGCGUCAGAGACGGGACUCCCUGCUUUAACGUCAGCUCAAACGAUGUGUGUGUAGAAGGACGGUGUCUGACCGAGGGCUGCGAUGGGGUGCUGGGCUCCGGCUCUGUGAUUGACAAAUGUGGAGUCUGUGGUGGGCGGGAAACCUCCUGUCGAAAGGUGACUGGAAGCUUCCAAAAUGCCACGGUUCCCCUUGGUUACCAUAAGAUCCUUGACAUCCCACCCGGAGCUACAUUCAUUAACAUCACAGAGAGACGAGCCAGUCCUAAUUACCUGGCCAUGAGGAGUGGCACUGGGGCUUCAGUGGUUAAUGGGCGGUGGGCUGUGGACCCUCCAGGGGAGUACCAGGCAGGAGGGACUACCUUCUCCUACACCCGACCUAGAGCACAGGCAGAGGGGGAGGAGGAGAAGGGCGAGUCCCUCAGGGCUCCAGGACCCACCACCACACAGCUACAGCUAUAUAUCAUUUUCCACAAGGAGAACCCAGGCAUCGACUAUGAGUUUUAUAUCCCGGUGGAGAAGAAGGAGGCAGAGAGGGAGAGGCUGACAGAGAGAGAGAGGGAGACACCCAGAGAGGCACCCAGAGAGAGGCAGAGGGAGCGAGAGCCAGGGAGGGCACCCCUUCGCAGUCCUCUUACUGUAUCAGUAGAAGACCCUCCUCCUGCUCCUCCUCCUAUUUCGGUCCCUUCACUUCCCUCUUCCUCCUCGUCCUCGUCCUCUGUGUUUUCUCCCCCCUCCUCGGACCGGUGGACACCUGAGAGGUCACGUCCUCGAGGCUCUGCACCCAACAGGAAUGCUCGGAUCCCCCCUCGCACCGACCUACCUCUGGACACUCAGCCACCGUUUGUGUGGAGGAGAGGCGGACUCACCGACUGUUCUGCUUCCUGUGGCAAAGGUACUCAGUACCGAGUCAUUCUGUGUAUAGACCGCCAUACAGAUGAGGAAGUCCCAGACAGGAAAUGUGAUUCUGCAGCCAAACCUGUCCCCGAGGAGGAGCCUUGUAACACACAUCCCUGCCCACCAUUCUGGGAGGCCAGUUCAUGGUCUGAGUGCAGCGUUUCCUGUGGCCCCGGCGUGCAGCAGAGGCAGCUCCAGUGCAGGCAGAGCUUUGGGGACCGCUCCACCAUGGUCCACCCACAGCGCUGUGCCAACCUCACACCACCAGAGUCCACACAGGCGUGUGAGCUCCGCCUCUGCUCCCACUGGGAGGUCAGCUCUGACUGGAGCACGUGCUCCGUGGACUGUGGAGUUGGGAGGAGGACAAGGAGUGUGCGCUGCCUCAGCGACGAAGGCAGCAUCGUAAACGACAAGGAGUGCAACUCCAGGGCUCGCCCACAGGGAAGUGAGGAGUGCAACAUGGGUCCCUGUGUGACUAACUGGUACUUCACUGACUGGUCCAACACUUGUUCGGCACAGUGUGGCCCAGGGGUGCAGAGGAGGGAGGUGGUGUGUCUGACUCGAGGAGGGGUCAGGGAGGGUGGAAGAGGAGGGGACUGUGUUGGGGACAAACCAGCAGAGAUGAAGGCCUGCAAUGGGGGUCCCUGUGUGGCAACAACCAUGUGGUACAGCAGCCCCUGGACACAGUGUAAUGUCCCAUGUGGGAAUGGAACUCAGCGACGAGACAUCAUUUGUGUCCAGAAGACAGGGAAUGAUUUUACUGUUGCAUCAGCCAGUGAGUGUGCACAUCUGGACAAGCCUGUCGCGGUCCAAGAGUGUGAGAUGGGAGAGUGUCAGCCGCAGUGGUUCACAACAGAGUGGAGCGCGUGCUCACGUUCUUGUGGAAAAGGCUUACAAAUGAGGGAGGUACGGUGUCUAACACAAGAUAAAAAGCACAGCCAUGACUGUGAUUUGCGCCCCAAACCUGAACAGGAGCAAAUCUGCAACACAAUUCCCUGCAGUCCACAAGUCUCAGACGAAAACUGCCGGGACAGACGUCAUAACUGCGUGAUGGUGGUUCAGGCCAGGCUGUGCGUCUACUCUUACUACAAGAGCGCCUGCUGUGCCUCGUGCACCCAGAGUGCUCAGCGUGCCAAGAGGCACUGACCAGCCAAUCACAGACAGCCCAGGUGUGCAAGAAGUCAUGGAUCAGGUCAAAAGGGCUGAUGACAAGUGUGUAGAAAUGGACAGCCCAGAGUAGACAUAAUCCCUGUGACAGCCGUCAGAAAACAUUCAUUUUCUAUUUCCUCCUGAAUCUUCAGGUAAAACACUGUGAAAGCAGCCGGUUCCUUCUUCCAGUUCUCUGCCUACUCUUUUAUAUUGUCUUUUUAGAACCACAAAUUCCACUGAGCUUGCUUGUUUACUUUGUGCAUUAGCUUUAACAGGUUCACAGUGUGUCACACAGGGCUGAGUGAUGCAUUUGCGAUGAUUUAAACUCUUUUCUAUAGCUGAGAGAUUGUAAUGGAAGGUUCUCACUGAGGACACGGCUGUGUUUCAACAGCAAAUUUAGCCUUAAAAAGAAAUUCUCUCUUAUAUACAGGAUCUUAAAACAGAUGACAGAUCAACCAUGCAUACCACUAAUUAUUAAAAUAAAUGUGCUGAACAAAUAAUUACCAUGUAUGCUAGAUAAACUGUGUAUACUGAAUACUGUGUGCUGAAGAUCUACUGGAAUAGAUCUGCUGUGCUUCUGUACAAUGCAGAUGUCUCCCACUGCGCUACAGUGGCCCAACUAAGCUAGAAGGAUUUCAUUAACAUAUCGUAUGUCUUUUUUUUCUUUUUGCCAAAAAUAUUUCCUCAAGUGUCCUCUUAUUGUGCAGUUCAGUAUUUGGACAGAUGAACCAAAGGUGUGGGGGUUGAGCAUGGCAAUAGGUGACCAAAUAUAUCAGAGCAGGAAGAGGUGAGAUUCUUCCCAAACUAGAAGGAUAUAAGACAAAGAUGUAAACAAGCAGCACGGAGUCUGUAGAGUUCUUCAACAAUGUCACUUACAUACAUUGUUUUAAAGAAGGCUGUUGGAGUUAAAAUCCACAGCUAGUUGCAGUUGUGUUUUUACUAAACUUAAGAUGAUGCUGCUGCUAAAAAACAGGAAAAAAAACACAACAAAAUGAAAGAAAUUCUAAAAAUCAAAGUAUCAAGUGAUGAGACUGAUGUUGUUCUGUAUUUUUCUUAUUGUCAACAAAUCACACAAUGUGUUAGUCUGUCAAUACUUUCUGACUUCUCAACCAUGUCUACUGAUGACGUAAAUCUUUAGUAAUUUUCUAAAACAGCUUGGAAAUACGGGGAAUGUGGGAGGGAGAGGAGGGACGACAGGCAGCAAAGGACUCUACCAGGGGAGCUAUCAGGGAGCCCCUGGCACUGUAGUUUUACAGUUAAAAAGACGUUUUUCCUUGCUGCCGUCACCAAGUGCUUGCUCAUGGUGGGAACUGUUGGGUCUCUGUAAAUAAUUUUAUAAGGAGUACGGUCUAGACCUGCCAGAUAACUUUUGUUUUGAAUUGGCGCUAUACAAAUUAAAUUGAAUUGAAUUGAAAUAGUUUUUAGCAAAUGUUUGUUAGUCAAAGAACAGAAAUUAGUGCAUUUGUUUGGUACUUUUAUUCUGCUGCAUAUUCUACUACAUUAGUGAUUAUUUAUUACAUCAGAAUUGACUCAACAAUAAACUGUUCAUGUUUAUCUUAUUGAAGAAACACAUCAUCAAGUGGAACAGUUUGGCUGAAUUGUAUCUUUUUAAUAAUGUUUGGAACUAGUGGACCAGCUGUAUGACACUUUGGCUGGUUUUGGUCUUUUUAUGUGAUUUGUUUGACAAUAAGAAAAAUACAGAAUCUCGCCUUUAACCAUGAAGUCGGUGAUGACACACAGGUUUGGAGAUGUAAAAUGAUUCACUCCUGGCUGACCUAAUUUUAGUGCUCUUGUCACCAUGACAGUUGUGUUGAGGUAUUAAAAGAACAACUUGAUGUCCUCCCUGUUUUCUCACCUCAACUCAAUAUAUAUUUUAUUAUCAUCCAUCGUCUCCUUCUUUGGAGGGGAUGAUGGAUCUGUGAUCUAUGAGAGUCGGUGAAGCCAGAAUUAGGAAAACCUCAUGGAGACUGAGAAAGCUGCUUUCUUAUAACAGUUUUUUUUUUCUAAAUAUGAUUUAGCUCAAGAUAUGGAUCAAAUGCAAUCAUUCUGCUUUGACCUGAAAGUAAAUAUUUUGCAUUCUGAGGCCGCGACCUCUGUAUAUGUGUGUAAGUACUUUUUAAACUUUUCUCUCUUCUGCUCUUGUAAGUUUUUACUUUUUCUCUUUUUCUCUUCCCACACCUCCCAAGAAGAAACACACACACACACACACACACACACACAAAACACCCUCCCCACUCGAGGGUGAGGAGUCUGUAUAUUUGUCAGAUAUGUUUAAUAUCUAUAAUUUCUUUGAAUAAGUAGGCGCUUAUGUUUUAUAACUGAGUAGAUCAGAAGUGUUGUUGUAGACUGCAUUUAUUCACAUCUAACUGUCAUAUAACUUGUAUGUACUUGUGAAUUGUGGAUGUUUGCGUGUGUGAUGUGUCUGUAUGGUUGUGUGUUUUGCGAUCAUGGCUUUGAAUGUGUCAUUCUUGUCUCUAAUCCCUCAUAGUAAAAAUUACUUUUUAUAUAAAAACAAAAAAAGGAUAGUAAUUUAUCUAUUAUCUAAAGAACAUGUAAUUUAUUUUCUGUUUUAAGAAGCUGUAGCGUAUUUUCUUUGUUACCACCAGAGUUUAUGAGAUUUAUGAUACACAGACUUUUUUUUAUUAUCAUGCAAAAACAAAAAACAGUGUGGAAAAACUAUUAUCUCAAAGCUGCAUUUUAAAUAAAAUUGAAACAACAGAGAAGUAAA